Messenger RNA from Aspergillus terreus NIH2624, 2658 nucleotides. RefSeq lists its product as uncharacterized. The coding region runs from base 1 to 2658 and encodes 885 amino acids. The transcript is spliced from 2 exons. The record is from RefSeq and is a predicted model, not a curated record. NCBI's taxonomy places the organism in Eukaryota, Fungi, Ascomycota, Eurotiomycetes, Eurotiales, Aspergillaceae.
AUGCAUUCGGAAUACAGGACUCUUUACUCCAGAACCCCCCGCUCCUUCCUCUUCGCCGUCGUCGCCAACGUCGGCCCCGGCGGCGCCAGCCGCCCCCUGGCCGUGGCCUACCGCCAGCACCACGAGGAAUACAACAUGAAGAUAUCAUGGCCACGAGUGCAGCAUGUGGUAACCGAUACCCUCGGGCUUAUUGAGAUUCUUUCGGACCCCGCGAACCGCGCGCUGCUGGAGGCAGAGAGGGCGCUCGCGGAAGACUGGUAUCGUCGGUCUCCGGGGCACCACGAGCCUCCGCUUCAUGAGCGGCCCAGCGUGCCCGACACCGCGCAGCCACCUUUCGUGCCCUGGAACAGGCGUUGGGAGCGAGUCCAACAACAUCCCCCGCUGCCGUGGCGUGAUGACGGCCUCAACCAGUUCCCCUUCACCGCGACCUGCGUUUUGCUGGCGUUGUUGCGCGACGAUCGUCCUGCUGACGCCACCCGCCCCAGCGACGUCCAGUUCCAGCCGCUAUCAACGGUGUUCCGGGCGGACUGCACUGAAUAUGGCCUGGUCAUCGUUGACAUCUCCGACCUCGACAGUGGUGUCAAGUACGGCAUUGUUGCGUUUCCCGUGGACUACAUGGCUGAGGUUCAGUCCCGCGACAAGUUCUUCGACUGGGAUCCCGUCGAAGACCCCCAGCCGGAAAAGGAGCCGGAUGUUGUACUUGUGAGCUCGCGGCCUCGAGUGCUGUUGUCGAUUGCUCAGUGGGCAGGGAAAUAUUACAGAUGGUCGGGCCUGGAAGACCACCCCAGCAUCCUCCGACUGGAAGGGAGGCCGCUGGCUGAUGCGGCAGCCUUGGAUUACUUCAGACCGUCAAAGAAAGCCAGGUCCACCCCCCGAUCCAUGGUAGGCUACACCAUAGUAGACGAACCGCCGCGACAUGGAUCCAUGGACCGCGCAAAAGAGGAUGGAUCAACCACAAGAGCCUCGAGCGUGACCAUAUCAGAAGAACCGCCACAAACUGUCCCAGUGGAUAUGGACCGCACUAUUGAUGAUCUGCUGCUUCUCACCCAGGAGCCCGUAUCCCCUCCCCUCGAGAAACAAGCGCUUGCCCACCUUCAAACGCUGGUCCCGUUUAGUGAGAGGCUGCGGCAGCGACUCGAAGAGGUGCCUGACAGGCUCGGUCCCUCCACGAUCUCCAGCCAUGUUCUGCGCGUGGCAUACACUGAACGCAGUCACCUCAACUGGGUGUCGUUUAGCAACCUGCUGCCUCGCGUGAUUGCGGCCGCUGUUGCAUCGGAUGAGCUUCGCGGUGCGUCUGCGCUCAGCCUCUGCGUCGAUGCGUGGGCAGGAGAUGAGGAGGAGGGUGAGUCAGACCUCGUUGAUCUCGCUGCGGCCCUGGCGCAGUCCACAAGCCUGCAGCAGCUCUGCUUCUUGCAGCAACCGGACCGGAACCACGAUGAGGUCUCCGCUCGUUUCUGCUCGCAGCUGCUGCGGCUGUGGGGGAGGGCAUCAGGAGAAGACUGGGAGUGGCUCCGGCCGAAAACUAUCUAUUCGACCUCCGGAUUUUUAACCGGUUUGCGGAGCCGCAAAUCUCUCACACCAUCCUCGGUGAUGGGGUUGGGUUCCUACUUCAACUCAUCAGGUGCCAGGGUCGUUCCCAUGGUCCACCUGUUCACGUUUGAAUGUCCCCUGUGUGAUGAUGUCCCAGACUCAGUUGCAGACCCCCACGUCCGCCAUGCUCGUAGCAGGUACAGACGCUACUACUCCAUUGACAAUACUGGGUUAACCGCCGAGAACUUCGCCAUCCGAUUCCUAGGAUUCCUCCGGGCGUUGGGUCCGUAUUCAGAUCCCGACAAGGCCAUCUUGCGAGUGGCAUAUCAUGGGGCUUUCUCGUCGCUUGCUUCCAUGGACGACGACAGCGAGCAACACCGCCGCAAGCACGGCUGGUCUCCGCCCCGGAGACCGCCGCCACCAUCGCCGCUCCGGUCAUCGCCAGAUCCAUUGGGCGUGAGACCCAUCCCCGCCGGAUUUUUCGACUAUGAGCUCGCCCCUGACGACCCGUCCAGAGUUCGACUCGGGGAUAUCCCCCCUGGGAACUGGGUGGUUCUUGUGGAUCGACGAGACCGCAGUUGCCGGGCUUGCGACGACACCACCUUCCUACAAUACUCUUUCAUGAGAAUCCGUCAACCCUCUGCCGCGAUUGCGCCCAAGCAGCAAUCUAGCUCGGUCAAGAUAGUUGGCGGGCUGACCGACUUCCUACGCGAAACCGUGCCGGGGACUGAGAUUGCCACGUGGGAGAAAGGGGUCGAGGAGAUAGAGAAAGAUUUGGUUUCAGCUUUAACGAGACCGAGUCCACCCAGCACCCCGUCAUCGCCUGAUUUAGCGACGAUGCUGGAACGGGCGAACGAGUCGUUCAGGCGUUUGGCCGAAGCUUCAACUGGGACGAGCGCAUCUACCCCUCCGCCCGAUAUGGAUCGUCCCACGUGGGAGAAACAGAUGCAGGAGGUAUACAGGAAGUUGGCUUCUUAUUCAUCUCCGAUAAACCCACACGGCACCCUGCCAGAGAGUGGCAUUUCCACUGGGGAGGAACCGGUUGUGGAUGAGGAGAGGGAACGCUGCAUCGGCAUCCGCGUCAUGGAUGAGAGCUGGGCUUACACUUUGCUGGAGCAGUUAUGCUGA